Messenger RNA from Rhinopithecus roxellana (golden snub-nosed monkey), 5597 nucleotides. RefSeq names its product kinase non-catalytic C-lobe domain containing 1 (gene KNDC1). Gene Ontology annotation, biological process: small GTPase-mediated signal transduction. The coding region runs from base 234 to 5447 and encodes 1737 amino acids. NCBI's taxonomy places the organism in Eukaryota, Metazoa, Chordata, Mammalia, Primates, Cercopithecidae. Gene Ontology annotation, molecular function: guanyl-nucleotide exchange factor activity. The transcript has 30 exons. The record is from RefSeq and is a predicted model, not a curated record.
CCAGGAAGGAGCGACGUCCCCUGGGCGCUGGGUCUGGACAGCGCCGCGCAGCCCCUGCGCCCCCGGGGCCCGCCCCGUAUCCCUGCCCGCGUCCCCCGGAGACACUGCGGCAGCGGCGGGCAGGCGGGGGCGGGCGAGGGCCGGGCGCGUCUCCAUGGAGCCGGGGUGCGCGUAGCCGAGCCCAGCCCAGCCCUGCCGGAGGCCCCGGGGCCGGUGCGCGGCGCGGCAGCAGGAUGCAGGCCAUGGACCCAGCCGCGGCGGAUCUCUACGAGGAGGACGGCAAAGACCUGGACUUCUACGACUUCGAGCCGCUGCCCACCCUCCCCGAGGACGAGGAGAAUGUGUCUCUGGCUGACAUCCUCUCCCUGCGGGACCGUGGCCUCAGCGAGCAGGAAGCCUGGGCUGUGUGCCUCGAGUGCAGCCUGUCCAUGCAGAGUGUGGCCCACGCCGCCAUCUUCCAGAGCCUGUGCAUCACGCCUGACACCCUGGCCUUCAACACUAGUGGGAACGUGUGUUUCAUGGAGCAGCUCAGCGACGACCCUGAGGGUGCCUUCGUUCCCCCGGAGUUCGACGUGACCGGGAACACCUUUGAGGCGCACAUCUACUCCCUGGGGGCCACACUGAAGGCCGCCCUCGAGUACGUGGCAGAGCCCACGCUGGAACUCAGGCUGAGCCCAGACCUCGAGGCGUUGCUGAGCCGGAUGCAGGCGGAGGACCCCGGGGACCGGCCGGACCUUGAGAGCAUCAUCGCGCUGUGUGAAGAGAAGCUGCAGCUCACGUCCUCCUGCCGCGUGUGCCGGAGCCUGUCUGCCGUGGGGAGGAGGGUCCUCUCCAUCGAGUCCUUCGGAGCACUGCAGGAUGUCAGCGAGAGCAGCUGGCGGGAGAGGCCUGUCCCAGGAAACGCUGGGCCGAGGAGGCCACCUGGGGACCCCAGCGCUGACCCAGAGGUUCUGCCGGCCCCCAAAGGCCCAGAGUCUGAGGCCAGCCAGGGCCCCAGAGCCUCCCCCACCAAGGCUCUGCUGUCCACCCCGGUGAGAAAUGGUGAGAGCCACAGCCGGGAGGAGCUGGCCAGCCUGGUCCUGGAUGCCGAGCGCACCCUCGGGGACUUGGACAGAGACGCCCUCAGAAGAAGCCGCCUGCGGAAAGUGCAGACGUUCCCCAGGCUGCUGUCUGACAGCCCAGAGGCCACCCCCUGCCUGCCGCUGACCCGCGGGAAAAGCCAGCUGCCCGUGUCGGAAUUAUUCCCUCCGGACCCCAGGAAGGCCUUUCUGGACAGGAAAAAUGGCCUUUCUAGCUUCCAGGCUCAGCCCAAAUGCAGGCUGUGGCCGGAGCAGGAGCUGGAACACCAGCUGGGAGGGGUUCCCUGUGCAGGCCGCGGCGCGGACAGGGGCCCUGGGGUGCCCGGCAGUCCAGGACAGCCCGAGACUUCACACCUGAGUCCGGGGCCAGCAGAGGCCAGACCCUCAGACUGCCCUGCAAACCCUCGAGAUGCUAACGGUGAAGCCCAGACUCCCGGGGACGAUGAGAGAAUUCCGGAAGGAGCCAGGCAGCUGGAAAGUGCAGCCGCAGAGCAGUGGGUGUCCCUGCAGGACCUCCUGUCCCAGCUGGGCCGGCCCUUCCGGGAGUACGAGCUGUGGGCCCUGUGCCUGGCCUGCCUCCGCGCACUACAGAUGCACCCCAAGCACCCAGCCCACCUGUGUCUGGACUCCGUGCUGGUUGCUGAGGACGGGGCUGUGCUCUUCCAGCCACCCCCUGCCAACGGUUCCUAUGACUCGUUCUUUCUGGCUCCCGAGCUGGCAGAGGAGAGGCUGGUAACUGAAAAGGCCUCUGUGUACUGUGUGGCCGCUGUCCUGUGGACCGCAGCCAAGUUCAGUGUCCCCCGCAACCACAAGCUGGCCCUGCCACGCAGGCUCAAGACCCUCCUCCUGGACAUGGCCAGGCGCAGUGCCCCAGAGCGGCCGUCCGUGGCCGAAGCCAUCAAGGUGUGCGGCAGCUACCUCCUGCAGCGAGGCAUGGACAGCCGGAAAAUCCUCGCCCACCUCAGGGCUUCCACCUGCCAGGUGUACCAGGAGGAAGAGACCAUCAGCCUCCAAAACGCCUUCUCAGUGGUUGAACUGAAGCCAAGUGUGGCACCAGCCCCAGAGCCCAGCCCAGGCUUCCUGCCGGUGAACGGCAACACCAGGCUUGUGGCUGUGCCAGGGCCGGUGCCCGGCCAGCGCCCCUGCCGUGAAGAAGCCACCCAGCUGCCUGCAGCGCUCACCUUCGAGGCCACGCACUUCAAGCCCAUCGUCCUCGCGCAGGACGCGGUCACGGCCAGGGACCAGCCUGCCUUGGCCCAGGAGGAGUCCCAGGAGAGGGGCAGCCAGAGGGAGGGAGAAGGUGAGGAGAAGCCCUCCCCAGAGGCCCUCGCCGGGUCCCCCAGCCUGAAGACGCCUGACGGGCCGGCGCCUGGUCUGGGGUCACAGGGAGCAGCCCCAGAGCCUCCUGGGGAGUCAGCGCAGCGUGACCCCGCCCAGAGCUGCCCCUGCUGUCCACCCCGGGCCCCAGCAAACCAGCCAGAGGAGGCCUCACCGGCAGCUCCCAGCUCUCCAGUCCCCGCCCCGCCCAUGAAGGCAUCUGUGCUGCCUGAAAAGCCAGGGCCAUCUGUGCAGGCCCCACCUGGAGUCACUUCCGGGGGCCUCAGGCCCGACACCCUGGGGCCCACCACAGCCCACCACGGCCCACGCCACCCGCCCAAGCCUCCUAGAAGCAAGGCCACCGAGCGCCCGGGCCAGGACCCAGAGGGCCCCAGGGCCACCCCUGCCGGGGAACGUGAUGACCAGAGCCGGAGGCUUUGUCUGCCCUGCGUGGACGCCUCGCCACUCCCAGGGAGGACGGCCUGCCCGUCGCUGCAGGAGGCCACGCGCCUCAUCCAGGAGGAAUUUGCCUUUGAUGGCUACCUGGACAAUGGGCUGGAGGCUCUGAUCAUGGGGGAGUACAUCUUCGCCUUGAAAGAUCUCACCUUUGCCACUUUCUGUGGCGCCAUUUCUGAGAAGUUCUGUGAUCUGUACUGGGAUGAGAAGUUGCUGCAGAACCUCUUUAGAGUGGUGAACGGGCAGGCGUCGCCCUCCCCAAGCACGGUUGAGGACGCUGGGUCACAGCUCGAGGGCAGCCGGAGCCCCCGCUCCCCGUCCAGCAGGAGGCCCUCGCUGCACCACCUGGGAAAAGAGAAGCCAGCCAUGGCCAGGACCAGCAGCAGGACCUUGGUGUCGGAUGUGGACUCAGAGGCACUCUCCCGGGGAAACUUUGAGGUGGGGUUUCGGCCUCAGAGGUCCGUAAAAGCCGAGAGAGUGCAGCAGCCUGAAGUUGGCGAGGACAGACGGCCAGCUGGCGGGGCCUCGGAUGCGGAGGCAGUGACCCGACUGGCCAGGUCCAAGGGGGGCGGCCCGGCCAUGUCCCCUGGCCCAGCUGGAUUCCAGAGCUGCAGCCCCGGCUGGUGCAGUGCCUUCUACGAGGCCGACUGCUUCGGGGCCGACGUCCACAACUACGUGAAGGACCUGGGGCGGCAGCAGGUGGAUGGGGCCCUGCCUGACGCCCAGAGCCCGGAGCUGGAACAGCAGCUCAUGAUGGAGAAAAGAAACUACCGCAAGACCCUCAAGUUCUACCAGAAACUCUUACAGAAGGAAAAGAGGAACAAAGGGUCCGACGUCAAGACCAUGCUGUCCAAGCUGAAAGGGCAGCUGGAAGAAAUGAAAUCCAGGGUGCAGUUCCUCAGCUUGGUCAAGAAGUAUCUGCAGGUCCUGUACGCGGAGCGCUGGGGCCUGGAGCCCUGCGCCCUCCCGGUGAUUGUGAACAUCGCGGCCGCACCCUGCGACACGCUGGACUUCAGCCCCCUGGACGAGUCCUCCUCACUCAUCUUCUACAACGUCAACAAGCACCCGGGCGGCCGGCAGAAGGCCCGAAUCCUGCAGGCCGGCACGCCGCUGGGGCUCAUGGCCUACCUGUACUCCAGCAACGCCUUCCUGGAGGGCUACGUGCAGCAGUUCCUCUACACCUUCCGCUACUUCUGCACACCCCAGGACUUCCUGCACUUCCUCCUCGACCGCAUCAACAGCACGCUGACCAGGGCCCACCAGGACCCCACCUCGACCUUCACCAAGAUCUACAGGCGGAGCCUCUGCGUCCUGCAGGCCUGGGUGGAGGACUGCUACACUGUGGACUUCACUCGGAACAGCGGGCUGCUGGGGAAGCUGGAGGACUUCAUCUCCUCCAAGAUUUUACCCCUGGAUGGCUCUGCCAAGCACCUGCUGGGCCUCCUGGAGGUGGGCAUGGACCGGCGGGCCGAGGGCAGCCUUCGCAGCACAGACCUGGAGAACCCCAGGGAGGCCGAGGAGGAUGCGAGACCCUUCAACGCCCUCUGUAAGAGGCUCUCAGAGGACGGCAUCUCCAGGAAGAGCUUCCCCUGGAGGCUGCCCCGAGGCAACGGGCUGGUGCUGCCGCCGCACAAGGAGCGUCCCUACACCAUCGCCGCGGCCCUGCCCAAGCCCUGCUUCCUCGAGGACUUCUACGGCCCCUGCGCCAAGACCAGCGAGAAGGGGCCGUACUUCCUGACUGAGUACAGCACUCACCAGCUCUUCAGCCAGCUCACGCUGCUACAGCAGGAGUUGUUUCAAAAGUGCCACCCGGUCCACUUCCUGAACUCACGGGCCCUGGGCGUCAUGGACAAGAGCACCGCCAUCCCCAAAGCCAGCUCUUCGGAGUCUCUUUCGGCCAAAACCUGCAGCUUAUUUCUGCCCAAUUACGUUCAGGACAAGUAUCUGUUACAGCUUCUAAGAAACGCAGAUGACGUCAGCACCUGGGUGGCUGCAGAGAUUGUGACCAGCCACACCUCCAAGCUGCAGGUGAACUUGCUGUCCAAAUUUCUGCUGAUUGCAAAAUCUUGCUAUGAGCAGAGAAACUUCGCGACAGCCAUGCAGAUCCUGAGCGGGCUGGAGCACCUGGCCGUGAGGCAGUCCCCCGCCUGGAGAAUUCUGCCUGCAAAGAUAGCAGAGGUCAUGGAGGAGCUGAAAGCCGUGGAGGUCUUCCUGAAGAGCGACAGCCUGUGUCUGAUGGAAGGGCGGCGCUUCCGGGCACAGCCCACCCUGCCCUCGGCCCACCUCCUGGCCAUGCACAUCCAGCAGCUGGAGACAGGCGGCUUCACCAUGACCAACGGGGCCCACAGGUGGAGCAAGCUCAGGAACAUCGCGAAGGUGGUGAGCCAGGUGCACGCAUUCCAGGAGAACCCCUACACCUUCAGCCCCGACCCCAAGCUCCAGUCGCACCUCAGGCAGAGGAUUGCCCGCUUCAGCGGUGCGGACAUUUCCACGCUGGCUGCAGACAGCAGGGCCAACUUCCACCAGGUCUCCAGCGAGAAGCACUCACGGAAGAUCCAGGACAAGCUACGGAGGAUGAAGGCCACAUUCCAGUAGCCGAACUUGGGCCUGGUGUGGAAUUCCAGAUCCAAACCCAACUGCGGGGGGCGGGCCGGGAGGCGGAAGCCACGUUUCAGGCCCGGCCGUUAUCCAGGCCCCUUUGUCCCCAAGCCCUGGGGAGCUGGACCGGGAGGGAGGUGGAGGCUC